Ipomoea nil (Japanese morning glory) is the source of this 2279-nucleotide messenger RNA. RefSeq names its product homeobox-leucine zipper protein ROC8-like. The transcript has 9 exons. Gene Ontology annotation, biological process: regulation of DNA-templated transcription. The record is from RefSeq and is a predicted model, not a curated record. Bases 1 to 2169 code for a protein of 722 amino acids. Gene Ontology annotation, molecular function: DNA-binding transcription factor activity, RNA polymerase II-specific; lipid binding; DNA binding. Lineage: Eukaryota; Viridiplantae; Streptophyta; Magnoliopsida; Solanales; Convolvulaceae.
AUGGAUUCUGGGUACAGAGGAAAUGGAUCUGGAGAUGAUAAUGAUCAGGAUAGUUCCAGCUCUAGAAGAGGCAAGAAGCAUUAUCAUCGCCAUACGUCCCAACAAAUUCAGCAACUCGAAGGGUUUUUCAAGGAUUGCCCACAUCCAGAUGAGAACCAGCGACGACAACUGAGUAGGGAACUAGGAUUGGAGCCUAAGCAGAUCAAAUUUUGGUUCCAAAACAAAAGGACACAAACAAAGGCUCAGGGUGAGAGGGCAGAUAACAGUGCACUUCGAACAGAAAAUGAAAGAAUUCACUGUGAGAAUCUGGCGAUGAGGGAGGCGCUGAAGAACGUCGUCUGCCUAAACUGCGACGGUCCUGGUCUCGGAGAAGAAGAGAGAAAACGCGGUCUGCAAAUUCUGAGAAUGGAGAAUGCACAGCUCAAGGAAGAGCACGAGAGAUUAUCAGCAAUGAUUUCCAAUCUGAUGGGAAGAUCCAUGGUGGUGGCGCCACCUUGUAGUGGAGUUUUGCAUGAAGAAAGCAACUACCUGCUGGCCGGAGGGUUAUUAGGCGGCGACGGCUCAUCACCUCCCGUUGAUCAGAUGGAGAACGUCCACCGGAAUAUUAUUCCUCGGAAUAAUAACAAUAAUCCGGCGGUGGUUUCAUCGCAGCCGUUGACGCUGGGUGGAGGAGUGCAAGAGAUGGAGAAAAGCGUGAUGAUUGAAACAAUGGCGGCCGCCAUGGAAGAGGUUAUUGAGCUUCUGCAAGCGGAUGAACCCCUGUGGAUACGAACCCCCGAAGAGGGGCGAUUAGUUCUCCAUCGCGAAACCUACGACAGAGUUUUCCCCAAGGUGAAUUACCUGAGAAGCGUCAGUACUAGGACGGAAUCAUCCAAGGAUUCCGGCGUUGUCGCCGCCAACCCGGCUGAACUCAUCGACAUGUGUCUUGAUCCAAGUAAAUGGAUGGAUUCCUUCCCAACAAUUGUGGCAACGGCUAGGGUCAUUGAAGUUCUUGAUUCUGGAAUGCUAGGAGGCUCCUUACAAUUGAUGUAUGAGAAAAUGCACAUUCUAUCACCGAUGGUGGCGCCUCGAGACUUCAUUUUCUUACGUUAUUGCCGACAACUGGAUUCAAGCGCAUGGUUAAUGGUUCAUGUUUCAUAUGAUUGCUUCAAAGAGAACGAGGGUUUUGCUCCAUCUUACUCCUGGAGGCUUCCCUCUGGAUGCUUGAUUCAAGAUCUGCAUAAUGGCAAAUCCAAGGUUACAUGGAUUGAACAUGUUCAAGUGGAUGAUAAAGCACAAACUCAUCGCCUGUAUAGAGAUUUAAUCUGCGGCAGUCAAGCCUAUGGAGCGAACCGAUGGAUCGUUACACUUCAAAGAAUGUGUGAACGUUAUGCAUUCUCCAUGGGAUUAAGGGGUGCACCUACCGCUAAACAUGAACUUGAAGGAGUGAUUAAUGAGCCUCAAGGAAGGAGGAGCGUGAUGCAGUUAUCACAGAGGAUGGUGAAGAGCUUCUGCGAGGUACUGAACAUGGGUGAAAGAGUAGAUUUCCCUCAAUCGUCGGAGAUGAACAAUAGCGGCGUCAGGAUUUCGAUUCGCAAAAGCGCCGGCGAAACAGCCCAAUCUGCAGACGCAUUGAUCGUCUGCGCUGCUUCGUCUCUCUGGCUUCCUCUUCCCUUGGACCAUCUCUUCAAUUUCUUCAGAGAUGAUCAGUUAAGAGCUCACUGGGACGUUCUUUCUAAUGGCUACCCCGUCACCGAGGUCGCCCGCAUCCCUACCGGAAAUCAUCCCGGAAACUGUGUCUCCAUUAUUCAGCCUUAUGUUUCGAAAGAAAGCAGCAUGCUGAUGCUGCAAGAGAACUGCGUUAACUCGUUGGAAGGUCAUGUGGUGUACGCUCCGAUGGACCUCCCGGUCAUCACCGCCACCAUGAACGGCGAUGAUCCGAUCAAAUUUCCGAUGCUCCCGUCGGGGUUUGUGAUCAGCGGCGACGGUCGUCUGGAAAAGAGAAGCUCAACGUCGAGCAGUAAAAAGGGACAAGGUGGGUCCCUGUUGACCGUGGCGUUCCAGAUAUUGAUAAGCAACGGCUCUCUCUCAAAGCAGGUCAACAUGGACUGCGUGGCCACCGUGCACGCCCUCAUUAGCUCCACCGUUCAGAAGAUCAAAACCGCUUUGGAUUGCUCCGAUUUGGAAUGAUUUAGUGUUUUUCUUCAUAAUUCAUAUUCUCUGCAUUUCUUCAGAUUGUUCUCUGUUUCAGACUAAAUCGAAUAUCAUAUUAUCAUACUUUCCUUUGAAUAUUUGAAUUU